UGCUUUCAAGUGACACACAGGAGUAGCUUACCGGAUGUUGAUAGAUUCACAUGUUGCCGUGAAGAAUAAGAGGAAAUUAUCUAUCAAUUUAGCUUGUAUUCAUUUCUAUAGAACGUCAUAUUAUUGAAUCAGGAUGUCGGCAUCGUUGAUCAGGAGAGGACUGGAGUUAUUGAACGAUGAUAUUAAAGAUGUCAGUAAAAUGAAGAAGAAGAAGAAGCAGCAGCAGCAGACACCCAGCUCGGCCAAGGUGAUGGAGCUAGUCAGCACAAAGCGACAGGGCGUCACCAAGCAGGUUAAACGGCUGCAGGGUCGCCUGGGUCCGGGCAAGAGCAAAGCUACAGUCAAAGACAAGAGGAUCAAGUCUGCAGUGGAGGAGUUCAGGAAGAAGCAGCCGAAAAGCCACAUGAGCGCCAACCUCAAGUACUUUUUGGAAAGUCACAAAGCGACAGAUUCUGACACUUUAAAGAUCCAGAGCCAUAAUUCCGGGAGACAGUCGAGGAAUCGCCCGGAGCCGGUCGCCAAGAAGGCCAAGGAGGAGGAGUCUUUGUUCACAGAGGAGGAGUUCCAGCAGUUCCAGAAGGAAUACUUUGGCAGGACUGUGGAGAAGAAGAAGUAAAGUUCACCGAAACACAAAGACAUUGCAGCUACAGUGGAAAGCCAGAGAGCUACGUUUUGUGGAUCAAAGUAGAGUUACAGACCAGAACUUGGCUCCACUUCAUGUCUCGCAACAGAACUUUGAAGAGAAAUGUUAUAAGUGGAAUCUAUGACUGCAGACCCAUUCUGUUGCAUACAAGGGACAUGAGAUAUAUAGAGUUGUUCCUGCCAAGGGUUUCACUCCAAAACUAACAAAUUGAAAAUCUAACUUACAAUAGAUUUGUCACAAAAAGAUUCAGACACAAAAUUGUUAAGCCUAUAACCAACUGAUGUACAGAUUCAUUUUUAUAUUGUUCUGGUGGCCUCCUUCAGUCAAAGUUCUCGUCUGGAUAAUUCAGUUUGUACCUGAAUUUAUUUCCAUAAAGACUUCACUAUAGAGUGGGAAAUUCACUGUAUUACGUUGUCAAUAUCAAGAAUUAUAUGUUGACUUUGUUAUUUUCAUUCAGGGUGUAACAAAUAAAUCUACAUGCAGAAAUUUCUUAUAAGAUACUUUUUUAUUCUUUUUGUGUUUUUGUGGUUUAUGCAGAAUUUUCUGUUGAAUUUUAAAUGCAUCAGGACUUUGAAUUGCCUUUGUAUAAGAAAUACACUUGCAAACUUGUUUACCCUGCUUUAAAUAUUUGGUAUUAUUUGUCACUUAAGAUUAGUGUGUACACAACUCUAAGCGACUAGCCUCAACAUUCUGUUUACAAUAUCUUCUAUUGUACAAUGUCCUGAAAUUUAUGAAAGACAGAGGAGAAUAAAU
Centropristis striata (black sea bass) is the source of this 1396-nucleotide messenger RNA. RefSeq names its product ribosomal protein S19 binding protein 1 (gene rps19bp1). Gene Ontology annotation, cellular component: nucleolus. The record is from RefSeq and is a predicted model, not a curated record. Gene Ontology annotation, molecular function: enzyme binding. The coding region runs from base 134 to 616 and encodes 160 amino acids. Lineage: Eukaryota; Metazoa; Chordata; Actinopteri; Perciformes; Serranidae. The transcript has 4 exons.